This is a messenger RNA of Pezoporus flaviventris, 407 nucleotides long. It is a transcript of the gene ATP6V0E2, whose product is annotated as ATPase H+ transporting V0 subunit e2. The transcript has 4 exons. Bases 67 to 312 code for a protein of 81 amino acids. Gene Ontology annotation, molecular function: proton-transporting ATPase activity, rotational mechanism. Gene Ontology annotation, biological process: proton transmembrane transport. Gene Ontology annotation, cellular component: proton-transporting V-type ATPase, V0 domain. Lineage: Eukaryota; Metazoa; Chordata; Aves; Psittaciformes; Psittacidae. The record is from RefSeq and is a predicted model, not a curated record.
GGGGCAGAGCGGCAUCCGGUGCGGCGGCGGUCGGUCGGUCGGUCGGUCGGUGGGCGCGGAGCGGCCAUGACGGCGCACAGCUUUGCGCUGCCGCUUGUUCUCUUCUCCGCCUUCUGGGGCCUCGUGGGCAUCGCCGCCCCCUGGUUCGUGCCCAAGGGGCCGAACCGCGGGGUGAUCAUCACGAUGCUGGUCACCACCGCCGUGUGCUGCUACCUAUUCUGGCUGAUUGCGAUCCUGGCCCAGGCCAACCCCCUUUUCGGGCCGCAGCUGAAGAACGAGACCAUCUGGUACGUGCGCUUCCUCUGGGAGUGAGCAGUCCCCAGGAGCCGGUGCCUGAACAGAGACCCCCCUACCCGAAUCAUCACUCUCUUGCUGCUGUUUCAGCCUCCUGUACCAGGCACCCCCCC